AUGUCUGAAGACCACAACCGUGCCGCGACAGGCUCAUCUGGACCAGGCAAUGCCGCUUCUUUCCCUCUGGCAGCACAGAUCUCAUUAAAGGAAUUCGAGUUCCCCGACUUCCCUCCCCAAGCGUCGCGUCUACGACAGCUCACUCUGACCGCGGACAUCAAGCUGGACGAAUACCAGGGUAAAGUGCAAGUCCCGUCCGACGCCAUCACCACGCAACCGCCAUUACCAGAUCUGCCGCAGUCCAUCACCCAUCUCAGUCUGGAACUAUUCGGGCUCGGGUUCCCCGGCAAACCUCCGUUCCUAGGCCGACUGGCCAGAGCCCUGCCGAACAUCACGACAUUGACCUUCUUCAGCUGUCUGAUUGAUGGGUUGGACGACGCUUCACGUAAAGACGCGGAAGCGUUCUUCCGGCUGCUGCCGAAUCUGCAAGAAUUGCAUCUCAUCGAUUCGUUCGCGAGACCUGGUUUCUUCAAGGCGAUAGGAGAGAUCUUUGAGAAACGGUCGAAUGGAGGGAAAAGUGAAAAUGAAGGUAAAGGUGAAGAUGAAAGUGAAGGUGACCCUAAAGGCGGAAGUGGAGGUCAAAGUCCAGGUGGACUAAAGAUGGUCGAUGUCAGCUACACGUUCCGCGGCCACGAAGACAGCGAUUUCCUCGCGCGAGUCCAGGGCGAGGAAUUACCCAAUUUGAUCGUCAAAGGCGUCGUCGGCGCCAGCUUUGACUUUGUCCCUGAAGUCGUGGAUCAGCUGGCCGGAGACGAUGAAGGCGGUGCUGGAGCAGGAAACGGGAAAAAAGAUACAGAUAACAAAAAAGUUGCCGAAGGAAUCCUGCCAUUCGCCAGCGACGGCCGCGCUCCAGCAGCGCUGAAGAAGAGAUUCGAGACUCUCAGCUCCGGAGGCCUUCAGAGUCUGAAAGUCCUCAAUCUGGGAAUGUGGUCGCUCCGGCCUGCUGAGGUAGGGCAGGUUCUUUAUGCUUGUGCUGGAGGAGGAGGUGGUGGUGGUCAGACCGGCUUGGCCGAUGUGACUGUCAGCGUUCUCCUCGAGGAGAACUGGAUGGAAACGUUCAUCGAGGGGUUCGGACGCAAAGACGUCGUCGUCGUGCCCGACCUGGAGGGGAUAGAGGUCGUCGGCGUCCCGGACAGACCUGGAGUGGAGGGAGAUGACUGGAAACACGGUCUUGCUCUGGCGACACGGUCGGACGUCGAGAAGCUGAACGACGUUUGUCCCAGACUGGGCAAGUUCGGCAUGUCGCUGCUCAAGGUCAGGAGUGCGCCGCACGUGCUGUUUUUCAAGGAGCAGGAGUCUUGGGUUGAGCAGUAA
Capronia coronata CBS 617.96 is the source of this 1314-nucleotide messenger RNA. RefSeq lists its product as uncharacterized. The coding region runs from base 1 to 1314 and encodes 437 amino acids. The record is from RefSeq and is a predicted model, not a curated record. Lineage: Eukaryota; Fungi; Ascomycota; Eurotiomycetes; Chaetothyriales; Herpotrichiellaceae. The transcript has a single exon.